CACAGUUACUGACGAGUGGUUCUGUCUCUCACUCUCAGUCUCACUCUCAGCUCCAAACACUGGAUAUUGGUAUUUCUGUAUCGGUGUCACUGUGGAGCAGAACCACAGAGGGCAACACAUGUAUAUGGUCCCGUUCACUUACACCUGGAAUUCCUGCCCUCACAUCUCAACCCAAGUCACAUUGCUUUUAAUUAAGAUCCACAGUGAUGCCUUGUCUCCAGGCACAGUACGGGGGGAGUUUGCUGCAGGCCGGGGCAACUUCGAGAACUACAGCUCUGACUUGCUGACCCCGGAGUUUGUCAAGUUGGGCAUGGACCUGACUGCCACUGAGAUCAGUGCCACCACCUCGCUGCCCAGCUUCAACACCAUCGUGGACCCCAAUGGCGCGGACCUUGACUCCUAUCUGUACCAGUUAAUGCUGGCCAACCAGCAGUCAACCUUCAAGCUGGAUGACCUCCAGAUGUUUGGCUGUUACCCGGCCUCCAUCAACAUGCACUUGGAGGACAUGCUGCCCCCCUGUGGACCUUCCCAGUACUACAACGGUUCCUGCUCCAUCCCAUCCUCCAACCCGGCUCUGCCAAUGCCACAAGUGUCCACCUGGGAGGACUCCCUGCCUCACCCCUACGCAGAGAUGGACGCCUUGACGGAUCAACACAAGAACGGCUCCCAGUUUUCCUUCUUCUCCCUCAAGCAGUUGCCCACGGACUCUGGCCUGCCCCUGUGCCACCAGCACCUGGAAGCCGGCGCCCGCCCUCCCGACUCCGUCCAGCACUUGGUGGAUUCCAUCUCCUACACGGCGUUCCCGGUUCUUCCCAUGGAUCCUGGGGCUCGAUUACUGGACGGGCACAUCCCCCCGGAGCUAGAGAAGCCCCUCCUCCCCUCAUCCCCCGCCCGCAACCCCCCACCCAGCGAGGGUCAGUGCGCCGUGUGCGGGGACAAUGCCUCGUGCCAGCAUUACGGCGUUCGGACCUGCGAGGGGUGUAAAGGCUUCUUCAAGCGAACUGUGCAGAAAAAUGCCAAGUACGUGUGUCUGGCCAACAAGGACUGUCCCGUAGACAAACGCCGACGGAAUCGCUGUCAAUUCUGCCGAUUUCAGAAGUGCCUCGGGGUGGGAAUGGUGAAGGAGGUGGUCCGGACCGACAGCCUCAAAGGUCGCAGGGGCCGCCUACCGUCCAAGCCAAAGAAUGUUCCGGACUCCGCUCCUUCCGGCGCCCCGGUCAGUCUCCUCUCAGCGCUGGUCAGGGCUCACAUCGAUUCCAACCCCGGAGCGUCCAGCCUCGACUAUUCCAAGUUUCAGGAACCCGCAGCGGAACGUUCCGCAGAGGACGAGGCCGAUCACAUCCGGCAGUUUUAUGAGCUGCUGUCGUCCUCCAUGGAGAUGAUCCGAAAGUGGGCGGAGAAGAUCCCGGGGUUCAGCGCGUUUCCCAAAGAGGAUCGGGAACUGCUCCUGGAGUCGGCGUUCCUGGAGGUGUUUAUCCUGCGGUUGGCCUACAGGUCUAACCCCGAGGAGGGGAAGCUGAUAUUCUGUAACGGGGCAGUGCUGCAUCGGGAGGAGUGUGUGAGGGGCUUCGGGGAGUGGAUUGACUCCAUCAUUGAAUUCUCGGCCGCUCUGCGACGCAUGAAGAUCGACGUGUCCAGUUUCUCGUGCCUCGCCGCUUUGGUUAUGAUCACAGACCGUCACGGGCUGAAGGAAGCCAAGAAGGUGGAAGAUCUACAAAACAGGAUCAUCACCUGCCUGAAAGACCACGUGACAACGAGCGAUGGUGGGGAGCCAGGCCGACCAAAUUACUUGUCGAAACUGCUGGGCAAAUUACCGGAACUGUGCACGCUCUGCACGCAGGGACUCCAGCGUAUCUUCUACGUGAAACUCGCCGAUCUGGUUCCCACGCCCGCCAUCGUGGACAAGUUAUUCCUGGACACUCUACCCUUCUAAAGUGCAAAGACCGCCCUCGCUUAUCACAAGGACUCGCUGGGAGUUCAUCUCAGAUGCCGCCCACCCCCCCCCCACACACACACAGACACACACACAGCCUUCUAUCUUUCCCCCCCCCCACCCCGCCUCUCCUUCCCUCCUUCCCCAACCCCAUCUCCAACAAACCGGGGUCAUUGCUUUGACGGAGAGAGAGAUUCUGUUGGACGAAGACACCACACAAUGUGGCUGAAAUGCGUCUCUAUAACUUGGGGAAGUCCAACUUAUACCUUUCUAACUAAACAAAACACACCCCUCCCUCCACUCCCCCCCCCACCCACACACACACAUUCCCUCACUCUUUCCCCGCACCCUCAAACAGCUGUGUCACUUACACCUCUACACCUUCUUCUCUGGCAAGUUGGUUGCCUCCAAAUACUGGGACGGUUUAGGAUUCGGAGCUGGAAAACGGGUCGAGUUUCAACGGAGAGAGAGAGAGAGAGAGGAGACCUUCCCCCUGGAUUGUGAGGGGAGGGGGUUGUGUUUAGACUCAGGAUUAUCAAGGAUACAAUGACACCCGUUUUCACCCAGAAACACGUGACUUUCAGCCAAAGGCAGAAGAAGAGAACUUUUCAAAUGUUUUUUGUGUCCACCCCACCUGGGGGAGGGGGGAGGG
Callorhinchus milii (elephant shark) is the source of this 2585-nucleotide messenger RNA. RefSeq names its product nuclear receptor subfamily 4, group A, member 1 (gene nr4a1). Gene Ontology annotation, biological process: regulation of transcription by RNA polymerase II; cellular response to corticotropin-releasing hormone stimulus. The record is from RefSeq and is a predicted model, not a curated record. The coding region runs from base 119 to 1933 and encodes 604 amino acids. Lineage: Eukaryota; Metazoa; Chordata; Chondrichthyes; Chimaeriformes; Callorhinchidae. The transcript is spliced from 7 exons. Gene Ontology annotation, molecular function: RNA polymerase II cis-regulatory region sequence-specific DNA binding; nuclear glucocorticoid receptor binding; zinc ion binding. Gene Ontology annotation, cellular component: transcription regulator complex; nucleus.